AUGGUGGGACAAGAGGAUCCCGUGCAGCGGGAGAUUCACCAGGACUGGGCGAGCCGGGAGUACAUUGACGUCAUCACCAGCAGCAUCAAGAAAAUCGCAGACUUUCUCAACUCGUUUGAUGUGUCUUGUCGUUCAAGACGCGCAACACUAAACGAGAAACUGACAGCUCUUGAACAGAGAGCUGAAUGA
This is a messenger RNA of Eubalaena glacialis (North Atlantic right whale), 189 nucleotides long. Its product is annotated as probable protein BRICK1. NCBI's taxonomy places the organism in Eukaryota, Metazoa, Chordata, Mammalia, Artiodactyla, Balaenidae. The transcript has a single exon. The coding region runs from base 1 to 189 and encodes 62 amino acids. Gene Ontology annotation, cellular component: SCAR complex. Gene Ontology annotation, biological process: actin filament organization; cell motility; regulation of actin polymerization or depolymerization. The record is from RefSeq and is a predicted model, not a curated record. Gene Ontology annotation, molecular function: protein-containing complex binding.